AUGCCCAUGUCGAGCAGACAACGCGUUCAGGAAUGUGUGGCUUGGGCGAUGCUGGUGCCAAAUAUCCCAGCCCUCCAUGCCCUGAAGAUGUUGUUCUCAGGUCCUGGAUACUCGCAGACGUACCGCAAUACAUGGGUGGGCUGGUACAGCGCGGGCGGAUACAUCAUGGAUUCUGCAGGAGUCAUGCUUUCAGGACGUGAUGGCAAGACUCCGGACUAUGACACAGCAGCCUUGGUCGGAGUCCGCUUCGAGGACACAGGAGGUGGAUUCGUUGAGUUUGAGCUGUAUAGUAAGUAUCGUCAGCGGUCGCUGUUGAGCAUUGUCAAUGACUGCAUGGGAACCGAUCGAGAGAAUGAUGGCUCUCCGGCUUGGCGAUCGGGCCAUUGCAGGGUCGGGAAAGCAUCAAGCACCUUCGGGGUUGUUCGCCCGUCCCCUGAGAUGGUGAUAGGUUAUGCUGGCUCCAAUUUGGAGCCGCUGAACUGGAUUCUUUUCAAGGUACAGGAGAGUGCAGCCCAAAGGAGGUUGCCCUUUGCUUAUGGGACCCAAAAUAGCACGAAUCCAGGCUUUGCUGGCCGCGUGUACAUCUAUGGGGUGCAAUAUGCCGUCGAACGUGCCGGCAUGUGGAAAUCCGUCACACGGCCCUGUCAGCUGGAUGGGGAUGGCUGCGUGACAAGCCACAACUUUCCAAGAUAUUACGGGACACAGGAGCAUUGCAGCAUUGAAAUUGAGCCGUCACUUGCAACUCCCCUGAAUGUAACGGAUUUCAAAACAGAGAGUAAUCACGACAUCCUCACGGUCAACGGCAAGGUGUACAGCGGUUCGACUGGACCACAAGGCAUCACGCCUCUGGAAGCAAUUGUGUGGAGGUCUGACAAUUCCGUUUCCAAGCGUGGCUGGCGAUUAUGCCCAUCAACUGUCGGGAGUGCGAUUGGCUCCAUCGAGGAUCCGCCGAGUGGCGUGCAUGUGUUCUUGCCGGUGAUCUUUUUGGCCAUGAUAUGCCUGGCAUGCUAUUCUGGGCCGACAAUGCUGCGCACCUGGCGAAGGUGGCACGCGCAGCGAGUGCGCUUGCGGAAUGAUCUGGAUCAUGAUGGUGUUUGCGGUGAUCUCACAGUGGACGCGACUGAGCUAACCCUGGACCAAUCGCAGCAAGCGCAAUUGCUCAGAGAUGGACACAGCGAGUUCGCAAACUGA
Messenger RNA from Symbiodinium natans, 1191 nucleotides. The record is from the annotation of a GenBank genome assembly. NCBI's taxonomy places the organism in Eukaryota, Dinophyceae, Suessiales, Symbiodiniaceae.